Molecule: messenger RNA, 957 nt
Organism: Macadamia integrifolia
Lineage: Eukaryota; Viridiplantae; Streptophyta; Magnoliopsida; Proteales; Proteaceae
Product: mavicyanin-like
Exons: 2
Coding region: 275-838 (187 amino acids)
Cellular component (GO): plasma membrane
Molecular function (GO): electron transfer activity
Source: RefSeq, a predicted model, not a curated record
UGUAUAGAAAUUUAAUGGGUCAGCAACAAGGAACUUAAAAAAUGAAGAACAUGGGGAUGUUGCAGGUAGCUACUUCUUCCUUCUUAUAAAAUAUUGCUUCAGCUUGAUUAGCUUAGUUGUCUAUCUAUAUAAAAGGUUGUGAGACCCUUUUCCUAAUUCAUAACUCUUCUCCCACCAAGUCUAGUCCCAAUUUGCUUGCCUCCUCCUCAACUCUUCUCCCUCUUAAGUCCUAGUCCCAGUUAGCAUUAGCAAAUUGUUGUGCCUAAAGAAAGACAUGGAUGUGGCAAGUGGUAUCUUACUUCUGCUCUUGGUCGCUCCGGCGGUUUAUGCCACUACUUAUACAGUCGGCGACUCUAAUGGCUGGGCACAAGGUGUGAACUACGACAAUUGGGUUUCUGGAAAGACUUUCUAUGUUGGUGACAAGCUAUUGUUCAAUUAUGCGCCGAGUCUACAUUCCGUGGACGUAGUGAGCAGCAGUGACUACUCAAGUUGUACAUCAAGCAAUGCUCUUAAAUCCUACACCACUGGAACAGACACAGUCACCCUUUCCAAAACAGGCACAAUAUACUUCAUAUGCCCAACUCCAAAUCACUGCAGUGGAGGGAUGAAACUAGCAGUCCCUGUCUCAGCCGCAAGCACUACACCAGCAACUCCCACCACUCCAUCAGCUACACCUCCUAGCAGCAAUGGGACUACUCCAUCCACAUCCACACCCUCCACCACCAACACCACCACCACCUCCUCCCCAAGCGGAGCGGCGAGGAAUUUGUGUAACAACAUCAAUGCUCUGGUUAUUGGGCUUGGGGUUUCCAUUGUCUAUUAUGUACUUAUGGUCUAGGCAAGAGGCAGUGCAGCUCUUUAUUCCUCUUUGUUCCUUCUUUUCAUGUGUGUUUUGACUCUUUCUCAAUGCUUGUAUUCUUAUCAUUUAGAAUGAUAGAUGAGAUGAGAUUAUAAACA